Messenger RNA from Blastomyces gilchristii SLH14081, 1702 nucleotides. Its product is annotated as capsule polysaccharide biosynthesis protein. Bases 297 to 1490 code for a protein of 397 amino acids. NCBI's taxonomy places the organism in Eukaryota, Fungi, Ascomycota, Eurotiomycetes, Onygenales, Ajellomycetaceae. The record is from RefSeq and is a predicted model, not a curated record. The transcript has a single exon. Gene Ontology annotation, molecular function: glycosyltransferase activity.
CACGUAUCGAGGUGUAUCCUGGCAACUGCUCUUGGGUUUGGACGAUUUUAACUCGUCCGUUUUCGGGAAUGCGACUCUCCUCGCAACAGCUUGAAAUGUUGCUGUGGUUACAUUCAUGGGUCCUUUGCUAGACAGCGGGACCGCACCGUUUUCGCAGUCUGGUAUAAAUAGGAGACCAUGGGAUAGGAAGCAUACAGGAGGGAUAGGUUGGCGCAAGUAACUUUACAGACUCCAAAUUCACGAAAAAUUUGACGAAAGGGAACAAGGAUAUCAAAGAAAAAUCAUCUAUCAGAGACAUGGCUCCUCAUCAGUUUACCAUUCCUCCUGAGUUCCAGGGCGAUCUCAAAUAUGUCGAACCUCGUCAUGCGCGGACAGACGAGGAAAUCAUCUCGGCUCUCAACGCCUUUACGCCGGUGGAGUCAGAGAAAAAUAUCUGGGCAUUCUGGGAUUCAGGGAUCCAAUCUAUGCCCGGUUGGUGCAAGCGCAACGUGGCAAACUGGUCUCGUCUUUGCGGUCCAUCGUGGACAAUUCGUGUGCUAGAUGCCGUUCCUGACUCCCCCAACUACGCGUUAAAAUACCUACCGGCAGACAUGCUCCCUGAGGCAUUCACCAAGGGGACUAUGGACGGUCCGUACACUGGCCCACAUAGCGCGGACUUUCUGCGCGGCGCAUGUUUAUAUCUCCACGGAGGGGUGUUCAUGGAUGUAGGGAUCCUGCUCGUUCUCGACCUUGAUCGAGUGUGCUGGUCUACGCUUGCAGACGACAGUUCUCCCAAGAACGUUGCCGUGCCCUGUAUGUAUGAUGGGGUGAUGGCAAACCAUUUCGUGGCUAGCCGUAAAGGCGACCCAUUCAUCAAGAGAUGGCACGACCUAUUUGUUCAUCUUUGGGGUAACAGAACGUCUCACGCGGGAAUGGCUAGCAGUCCGCUCCUGUCAUAUGCUGCGCAACUGGACCUCACUGCAGCAGCGCAGAACGGAUACCAGUUCGAGUUCUCAGUUGACGCAAUGACCGUGUUGGAGUACAUCACCCAGGUUCUUUGCUGGGGGCGCCUGUGCAGACUCGAAGACGCGGGGGACGGGUUCAGCUGCGCCGAUUAUGCUGCGGAUAAUAUCCUCUGGUUCGAUUCUCUCAAGGAGGAUUGGGCGCUUGAGACUAUUGUUGGUUUCCGCGGGCAAAAUGCUUUCGACGCCCUCUCUACACGUCUAGACGCAGACCCGGAAUCUGAGGAGUACAAAACUGCGUAUAAGGCGGUGUGGCGUGUGCUCACACAUUCCUCAAUGCAGAAAGUCAGUCAUGCCAAAAAAUUAUCACCAUCACCCGGAUUAGGAUAUCUUUGGGAUGACAAGGACGGCGCCGAUUGUGAGCCAGGGACAUUUGGGGAACUUUUGAGAUAUGGAAGUGUGUAUUUUGAACAAACGAGGGAGAGCAUUGCCAUUGUUCAACUUGAGAAGCGGAAGGAUACAUUUAGGAAAGGAGUGUUUGAGCCAUGAAAGAUCGUGAAUAUUCGCUUUGAUCCGCAGUAUAAACCAGGGACAGGGGGCAUCAAGGUGUUAUCCCAGUUUAUUUUGCAGCUCCAUACUAGGUGCCCAGCUUGAAUGAUAGAGUAUAUUCACUUAUCAAACCAAAUUUUGGUUCUGUAAAAUAAAAAUAAAAAAGUUCCUGGAGAAAAUCAGCGAGAAGGGAGACCGCGCAAAAGACCACA